Messenger RNA from Gracilinanus agilis (Agile Gracile Mouse Opossum), 945 nucleotides. Its product is annotated as olfactory receptor 5D18-like. The record is from RefSeq and is a predicted model, not a curated record. Gene Ontology annotation, cellular component: membrane. Gene Ontology annotation, biological process: sensory perception of smell; G protein-coupled receptor signaling pathway. The transcript has a single exon. Bases 1 to 945 code for a protein of 314 amino acids. Gene Ontology annotation, molecular function: olfactory receptor activity; odorant binding; G protein-coupled receptor activity. Lineage: Eukaryota; Metazoa; Chordata; Mammalia; Didelphimorphia; Didelphidae.
AUGGUGAGUGCUAACCGAAACCAGAGUGCUACAGUCAUGUUCAUCCUUUUAGGAUUCUCUGAUUUCCCAGAUCUGCAAGUACUCCUCUUCAUGGUGUUCCUGGCCAUCUAUGUGGUGACUAUUGUGGGAAACUUGGGCAUGAUUGUGAUCAUUAGAUACAACCCCAAACUCCACACCCCUAUGUACUUUUUCCUCAGUCACUUAUCCUUUGUGGAUUUCUCUUACUCCACUAUAAUCACACCCAAAUUGUUAGAAAUCUUAGUUGUGGAAGACAGGACCAUCUCAUUUGUGGGCUGCAUCAUGCAAUUUUCUUUCGCCGUCACCUGUGUGGUGACAGAGAUGUUCAUGUUGGCAGUAAUGGCCUAUGACCGAUUUGUAGCCAUUUGUAAUCCCUUACUUUAUACGGUCACCAUGUCCCAGAAACUUUGUGCCCUUCUAGUCAUUAUAUCAUAUUCGUGGGGCCUAAUUUCUUGUGGAGUAUUCACCUACUCUCUUCUCAUCUUAUCAUUUUGGGGGAUAAACACCAUUAAUAAUUUUCUGUGUGAGUAUUCUGCCAUUCUUUCUGCUUCCUUCUCUGAUAAGCACCUUACUGAAGUAAUUCUAUUUAGCCUUUCAAAUUUUAAUACCCUUUGCACACUUGGCAUAAUACUUACCUCCUACAUAUUUAUUUUUGUAACUGUCAUGAAGAUGCCUUCAACCAGUGGGAGACGUAAAGCUUUCUCCACCUGUGCCUCCCACUUGACUGCUGUUACUAUCUUCUUUGGGACUAUCCUCUGCCUCUAUUGUAUACCCAGUUCCAAAAGCUCAUGGCUCAUGAUCAGAGUGAGCACUGCUUUUUACACCGUAGUGAUUCCCAUGUUAAACCCCUUAAUAUACAGCCUCAGGAACAAAGAUGUUAAAGAAACUUUUAGGAAACUAAUGGACAUCAAGGUAUUUUCUCACUAA